CGUACCGGAAGAAAACUCCACACAGAGAGAUCCCAGCCAGGAUUUGAACCAGGGUCUUCUCACUGAGGCUAAAGCACUGUGCAGGCCCCAUCAGAAUACAUUUGAGACACAGAGCUGAAUAUUUUAAUACACUUUACUAAUUUGAUAGGAAAUAAUUAAAGGUAGCCUUUCUGUUAUUUAUUCUCAUCUAAACAGGACUUUAUGUAUUUUUGAUGAGAAUUUCUUAACAGCAAAGUUCUGACUCAUACAGCAAUCGUUUCUCACACUUCCACUUCUUUGUUUUGUUUACCUCAGGGAAAAAUGGGAGUGGUGUUGUUGGAAUACCAUUUCCUGAUCUUCCUGAAAGAAGUCAGUAAUGCUUAUGUCUUGAUUUCCCAAUGUCAGUUUUCAGUAAUCUCUGAAUGAGGUGUUGUUUUUUCCUUCAUUUUGCCAAACUUUUGUUUUCUUUCAGAGACAGUGAAAGCUUUGUUUUCUGCGUGACCAGACUUAUUCCAGUGGAGUUACUUGGGGAGGAAAAAAACCUUUUAAGAUGAUUCCAGGAGCCUCUCUUGCACUUAUUUUUUUACUCGUUUUGGUAAACUCUUCUUUUAGCCAGGAGACAGGUGAGCUGUGCUUUUCCAAAUUCAAAAAGGGAAAGGAAGGUUUUGUUCUCGACAUCGAGGAGUCUGGGAAACACGGAGCCACGUUCAUCUCUGCGCUGAACCGGUCUCAAGAAAAGGACUGUGUGGCCGCCUGCUGCAAGGAACCAAAGUGCAACCUGGCCUUCAUGCAGAGAGGAGAUGAGGAGAAUCCGAUUCAGCCUUGCGUCAUGUUCAAUUGUCUGUACAAGACCGAAUACGUCUGCCGCUUUGUGAGAGAGCAGGGAUUUAGUAUUUACAUCCUGGAUUCUGUGUAUGAAAAACAUCUAAAACUGGAAAAUGAACAAAUACCAGAUGCUCCACCAGUUGCCAACGGUGGACCCGAUAUUGUGGUCCAGCCAAAUGAAACAGUGGCACUGAAUGGCAACCAGAGCAAAGACGACAAAGGAAUUGUCACUUAUUUGUGGGAAAUGGUCUCUCCAUAUCCUUUUGCUGUCAUAGAGACCACCAGAAAUGCUGACCAGGUUCUGGUUUCCAAUUUAACUGCUGGGAGAUACAAGUUCAAUUUAACGGUCACUGACACAAUCGGUCAGUCCGAUUCAACUGUUGUUACCGUCCUGGUCCUCACCCCUGAUCAAUCUGAGCAUCGUUGUUUUGCUCCAAAGAAAGUCGGGCCAUGUCGUGGAUCUUUCCCUCGCUGGUACUAUAACGCUGCCUCUCAAAGAUGUGAGAAGUUUGUUUUUGGAGGCUGCAAGAAGAACCAAAACAAUUAUCUUACUGAGAAGGAGUGCACUACGGUCUGCAAUAACACAGACAAAAGAAGCAGCACUGAGUCACCAGUCACUGAAGAAAAGUGUGGAGCUGUUUGCGGCCCAGAGAGCUUCACUUGUGCCAAUGGCUGCUGUUUAGAUCGAGAGCUUGUCUGUGACUCAAUCCCACAGUGUUCAGAUGGCUCAGAUGAACAAAACUGCAACAGACUCACCUGCCGUAAGGGGUUUUGGCUUCGAAAGCUACAAAAAGACAAAGAGUUCUGCACCAAAACUCCAGACACAGGGACGUGCAGGGAUAGCUACAGGAAGUGGUACUACGACCCUUACCUGGAGGAUUGUUUACCCUUCAACUACAGUGGUUGUGGAGGAAAUGAGAACAAAUUUCUCUCAAAGGACGACUGUCAUUUUUUUUGCCGUGGAGUAACUAAAGAGGAUGUAUUCACACUAUCUGAUUUGCAUAAUGGAAAAACUGGAUACCAAACAGGUAUCAUAGCGCUAAAGGUCCUCGGGGUUAUCUGCAUCCUCGUCCUCCUCGCAGUCGUGGGGUGCUUCAUCGUGAGGAAGAGGAUUUCCCAACAUCUGCCUGUGCCGGUUAUACACAACACUAUGGCUGCCACAGAAGAGAACGGAGACUCUGAGAUCUACAAUAGAACCACAAAACCUCAUCUGACUCGCUCAUUUUACCAUCCUAGUUUUUUUGAUAAGAAAGAGAACUUUGUUAUCGUCUGAAUGACAUAAGCAGAGCAGAGGCUAGAACGACUGCAAUCAUUUUUAUUUAUUUCAUUUUUUCUUCUUUUUUUUUUUUUUGCUCUGUAUUUUAAAUAGGUUAUGAUUCAGUCAAUCAUUCUCACUUUCUUUGGUUAUCCUAAUUUCAGAUUAAGAGGUGUAUCAAUCUUUGUUUUAGUUUGUACUGGUUUUUAUUUUUGCUUUAUUACUUUAAUUUUCAAGGUUUUAAAGCAUGAACUUUUUUACAUGGAAAUAUUUGUGUUUAUUCCAUCAUUAGUUUAUUUCUGAGUUUGAAAAACCUAUUUAGGUGAAAGAUUAAGUUAUAAUACAAAUAACCAAUACGGUUCAACAUCAAUUCACUUUUAUUUUUAGUAGAUAAUACAAGAUAAGUUCUUUAUGUUUUUGUCUAAUAUGUGUAUAUGUGAUUUAAAACAUAAAUGUAAUGUUUGAUGUGGUCAAAGAGGUAUUUUUGUUUUUCAGUUUUGGUGUUUUAAAUGGUUUGUGCGUCAACGUAAUUUUGAAAAUAAAUGAUUUUUUUUUUUAAAGUCCUUUACCUUGACCAUGAAUUUGAUAAACACAGCAUUCCAUGAGCAAUAGCGCUGAGUGGCAGACAUAAAUAGUAGUUUGGAGGGAAAAAACAAGUGGUUGUUGUUCUAACGAUAAUU
This is a messenger RNA of Oryzias melastigma (Indian medaka), 2739 nucleotides long. RefSeq names its product kunitz-type protease inhibitor 1. Gene Ontology annotation, molecular function: protein binding; serine-type endopeptidase inhibitor activity. The record is from RefSeq and is a predicted model, not a curated record. The transcript has 10 exons. NCBI's taxonomy places the organism in Eukaryota, Metazoa, Chordata, Actinopteri, Beloniformes, Adrianichthyidae. Bases 530 to 2077 code for a protein of 515 amino acids.